AUGACUUCUGAAGUCGCCAUUCCUGGAACUGUCCAGCUAGUUGAUGUCCAAGGCAUCUUCAACGUGAAACAUGGCCAGCAAUCACGCGACAUCGUCCUCGUUCCGCAGCCCAGUGACGACCCCGAUGAUCCUCUACGCUGGAGUAUCCCUCGAAAAACAAGAAAUAUCAUCUGCGCCAUGGUAUGGUGCUUCUUUGUUGCUGCCAUGAUUUCUGGCUUGUCACCAGCUUAUAUCUUGAUCGAGGAAGACACCGGUAUCUCCAUCGCAGACCUGAGUACUGGUAAUGGUAUUCUCUUCCUCUUUCUUGGUUGGGGAACGAUGAUUACUCAAUGCGUUGCUCUUGCAUAUGGUCGGCGCCUGACUCUUAUUGUUUCUGUCAUUCUCACCACGGGCAUUACUCUUUGGACAGCCUUUAUUAAGUCGAGAGGAGAGUUCUUCACCAACCGAGUUCUGCUUGGUAUCUGUGCUUCGCCCCAAGAAACACUUAUCGAAGUCAUCAUUGGGGACAUCUUCUUCGCUCACGACCGAGGCUUUUACAUGGGUGCUUACAGUUGGACCUUGUGGUGCGGCGCGUUCCUUGCACCUGUGGCAUCAGGCUAUGUUGCCCAAGAACUCGGCUGGCGAUGGAUCCAGUAUAUCCUCACCAUAAUCGGAGGAAGUGUUGCAAUCAUCACAUUCUUCUUGUUCGAAGAGACCAUGUUCUACCGCCACCAUGACGUCGGAAACUUGUCUGAUACAGCUGCACUCGACCCAACUACUAUCAAAGCCUCUGCGACAGUCGGAAAGGAUAUCGAAACUCAGUCAGAAAAACAAGACCCCUCAGUCCAAGACGAGAAGUCCACAUCACGAUCAAUGGAGGCAGUGGCGUAUACACCAGGUGAAAGCGAAAAGACAUAUCUGGGGAAGCUCAAGGUCUGGGGUUAUCACGACUCUCGACAGCCCAGCACCUUCAAGCUCUUCUUCCUCCCCAUUCGACUGCUCUUCGCUUUCCCCGGUAUUGGUUUCGGUGGUCUUCUCGUCGGUGGAAUCCUUGCCUGGUACAAUGUUGUUGGAGGCUCAUUGGCACUGAUUCUGGGUAACCCACCAUACAACUUUAGUGCCAACAACAUUGGACUCACGUAUCUGGCGUCAGUUGUCGGUGUAACUGUUGGGUGCUUCCUGUCAGGCUGGAUGUCAGAUGCCCUGGCUUUGUUCCUUGCCCGUCGAAAUGGAGGUGUCAUGGAACCCGAGCAGCGUCUCUGGACUUGUCUUGUCGCCCUCGUCAUGCAUCCUGCAGGUUGUUUGCUCUACGGCGUUGGCGCUUCAUAUCACAUCCAUUGGUUCGGGGUUGUGUUUGGUCUUGGCCUGAUCUGCGUCACUCUUCCAAUGGGGUCCAACCUUGCCUUCACUUAUAUCCUCGACACUUACAAGGAGGUCGCCGGAGAAGGUCUUGUAUCGACCAUCCUGAUUCGCAACAUGAUGGGUUUCGCGUUUGGGUACGCGGUGGUUCCAAUGAUCGAGAACCUUGGACUUCGCAAUGCAUUCAUCCUCAUUUCCGUGUUGGGAGAAGCUGUCUGGUGCACUGCUAUCAUGAUGAUCUACGUUGGCAAACCUUUGAGACGUUGGACUGCACACUCUUAUUGGAACCUCAUUGAGCAUUACGGCGCGACUGCUCACUGA
Fusarium redolens is the source of this 1659-nucleotide messenger RNA. RefSeq names its product major facilitator superfamily domain-containing protein. The transcript has 2 exons. Gene Ontology annotation, biological process: methylation; transmembrane transport. The coding region runs from base 1 to 1659 and encodes 552 amino acids. Gene Ontology annotation, molecular function: methyltransferase activity; transmembrane transporter activity; nucleic acid binding. The record is from RefSeq and is a predicted model, not a curated record. NCBI's taxonomy places the organism in Eukaryota, Fungi, Ascomycota, Sordariomycetes, Hypocreales, Nectriaceae.